GACCUCAGCUGAGCAGGAUGCCAGCCUAUGGCUCAUCAGCAGCACCUGCCCCUCCCAGCCCCUCUCUCAGAGACAAUUUCAUGGGAGGCUCAGUAGCCUCAGCUCCAUUAGAAACAUUGGUUCCCCAUCGCAGCAGUCAGCCCUGGAGAUGCAGCUGCACAAGACACAGUGAAAGCCUGAUGUGUGUAGGCUUAGAUGGCUCUGCCCACAGCCAGUGCCUGCACCUUAUCUGUGUUCGCAGUGCAGAUGCCCCAGUCAAUGCCCAGGCUCCAUUCACACUUGCAGCUUGGCCUCAUCAAAUGCCUGUACCCCAUCCAUGCCCGUGGCGCAGCCCGCAUCGAAUGCCUGUGCCCCAUCUGCUUGUGGCUUGGCUGCCCCACCCAAUGCCUGCACUGCACCUGUGCUCUCGCCUCAGCUGCCUCAGCCAAUGCCCGUACUGUCUCUGUGCUCGUGGCUCGGCCACCGCAGCCAGUGCUUGGCCAUGCUCUCUCUUGGCCACCCCCCUAAGUCUGCUGCUUACCUGUGCUUGCACCCCCGCUGCCCCAGCCAUCACCCAUGCUCCAUCAGUGCUCAUACCUUGGCCACUGUGGCCGGCAAUUAUGCUCAUACCCCAGCUGGGCUUGCCCCAGCCAGCACCUGCAUCUGCAGCCUUGCUGCACUUGCAGCUCAGCUCCCUCAUUGCUGGCUGCUGCUCUCAGGAAAGCACUAAUUUUUCUAGCAUAAAUGUACCCAAACUAUGGCUCAGGAGAUGUAUUUGCUUCAUGACCUCAUAGCAGGACAUUGCAAUACACUGACCCCAGAGAAAAGGUGCAAUAGAACCUCUGGCCAGGGCUCUUCUGUGUUUCACUAGGAACAUGUAACAGUGACUAGUGCACGGCACCGCCGAGUGCUAAGGAAGUGGAGGUGUUUUAAUAUUUGGGAGUUUCUGUAUUAUUGGGGCGAUGGGGCUCUCUCUUGGGUAUAUUACUGUCUGGCUUUGAAUUGAGAUCAGCACCAGAAAUAAAUCCUUUGAGUGUUGCUCAAAGUCCCUGGCAUGGCCUAUGCUUUCUUCUUGCUCUUGUAGGGACUCCCAGGUUGACUGGACUGAUAGUGUCUAGAGGGAGGGGUGGGAGACCCAUCCUUCGGGAGACUGAAAACCAUACUGUACACAGCACUAAGAAAUCUCCAGUAAAGAACAGUCCUCCCCUGGUUGAAGACAUAGCCCAGGCAGGAGCUAAUGGUUUUGCCAUCUCAGCCCUCCAUGGUCUUAAGCCUACCACACUGCUCCGUGCUCCUUUUUCCUUGGGAAUCUUGCAAGGGAUCAACUUUGGAGGCUGCAGGAGUCCAGCCAGCACUGCUUUACCUGGUCACCCCUCUGGGGCAUAGCAGAGCCCUCAGACCAUGUUCCAGCCCCCAGCUACCAUGCUGGGGUAGAGCUGGUUUUGGUUGUUUGGAUUUGUUAUUCCCUCGGCUCCUGCUCUUUGAGGAGGUAAAAGUCCAGGCCAGCACCUGGAAGUGCCCUGCCCUCCCUCUUCCCUUUGUAGUUAGGAGUCUCCCCAUGGACUGAAUGAACCUCCUGACCUCCUCCAGGUCACCAUGCAGGAAAAAGGUGUUUCCUGUGAAAAUGCUGACAAAAAGAGCCUGGGAGACAGCCGGAUGGCCAUUUGCCGGAAGCGCUCCGGUCCGUGCUCUGUGCUUUCCACAAACGCUCCUGCCUAGUUAAAAGGGCAGAACUGGGGUGUGCUCUAUUCUGGCAGCUCUUCGUCUUGCCAAGGAGUGCAGUCCCCACUAGAGCCCAUAGGGCACUGGAGCCUGGCAACAGCACUGAUUUCAUGUCCUGCUCCUGCCCCAGUGCCAGGUGGAGGAAGGGCAUGGCAGGGAGGCAUGAAGUGCGAGAGGAAAAAGCAAGGCGGAAACUUGAGGCCAAAGAGAGGGUGAGGCAGAAACUGAGAGGGAGACAGACAGACAGAACCAACCAACGGACAAGAAAGCUGCAUACAGCCAACGCCUUGGCUUGGAAGUCCCUUGUCGCCAGCAGCACCCAAUAUCCAGACCGAGAUGACGCAGCUGCUGUUGAUACUCUUCUGUCUCCGUUUCUGGCCAUGGAUUGGGAGCUCUGCUCAAGAGCUGGACCCUAAUGGGAAGAAUGUUUGCAAGGCUACCAGCCUCUCUGCAGGUCUGGUAUGCUGCCCAGGUUGGAAACAGGAAGGCAAGGAAUGCACAGCUGCGCUAUGUGAAGGGGAGGAUGCUUGCAAGGUGGAUGAAGUGUGUGUGAGACCUGGAAUCUGCCUCUGCAAACCUGGUUUCUUUGGAGCCAACUGCAACUCCCGCUGCCCUGACCAGUACUGGGGCUCGGACUGCAAGAAGAGCUGUUCAUGCCAUCCCAAUGGGAAGUGUGACCCUGUAAGCGGCCAGUGCAUUUGCAAUGCCAACCGCUGGGGAGUACUCUGCGAGUUCCCAUGCCAGUGUGCACCUCAUGGCCACUGCAACCCCCACACUGGAGCCUGUCACUGUGAGCCAGGCUGGUGGGGACCCAACUGCAAGAAGCAGUGUCUAUGCAGGGUGACCGGCUCCCACUGUGACUCUGUCACAGGGCAGUGUGUCUGCACCCAGGGCUGGUGGGGCAGGAGAUGCAGCUUUAGAUGCACCUGCCACCUCUCACCCUGUGCCCAAGACUCGGGCAAGUGUGAGUGCAGGGCUGGGUUUUGGGGGCCAUUGUGCCAACAUCAUUGUGACUGCCUGCAUGGGAACUGCAACCAUCUUGAUGGGCAUUGCAGCUGCAACCCUGGCUAUCAGGGCAGGAGCUGUGGGGAUCCCUGUCCUGCCGGUUAUUACGGAUCUCAGUGCAGAUACAGCUGUGGGCACUGCAAGCGGAGCCAGCCCUGCUCUCCUGUGGAUGGGUUCUGCCUGGCAUGUGACUCUGGCUGGAACGGUACCCUCUGUAAGAAGUUGUGCACGCCUGGAUACCAUGGGGAGAACUGUGCACAGGUGUGUCCCAGCUGCCGAAAAGGGGAGACCUGUCAUCCAGAGACAGGGGCUUGCUUGAACUGUGACCCUGGCAAGACAGGACCCAGCUGUGAAGCAUCCUGCCCUGCUGGAACAUUUGGAGAUGGAUGCUGGUUCACCUGUCCGGACUGUGUUAAUGGGAGCUGUGAUCCGGUGUCUGGGGAGUGUAUCUGCCAGGCUGGCUACUGGGGCAUCAGCUGCAAUGAGACUUGCCCAGAGGGUUUUUUUUGGAGCGAACUGUUCUUCCCCCUGCCAAUGUCCAAGGGGCUCCUGCCACCCACACUCUGGGGACUGUGUGCUCAGAUCAAAGCACCAGGGAGCCCUGAUAGCUGGCAUUCUCAUCCCAUUACUCCUCCUAUUACUCUGUGUCACCUGCUGUUGCUGUUGCUGUGGAACCAGCCAGCUGGAUGCCAGAGACAGGAUGGCUGUUGCUGAUGGUGAUGCGGUCUCCAGAAUGAAACAUCAUGUGCAGGGGGUGCUGGCAAAUCUCAGCUCCAUGUUACCUUGCCUCUCACUGAGUGGCUACAAA
This is a messenger RNA of Gopherus evgoodei (Goodes thornscrub tortoise), 3514 nucleotides long. Its product is annotated as scavenger receptor class F member 1-like. The coding region runs from base 2038 to 3420 and encodes 460 amino acids. The transcript is spliced from 10 exons. Gene Ontology annotation, cellular component: cytoplasm; ciliary basal body. Gene Ontology annotation, molecular function: protein dimerization activity; scavenger receptor activity. Gene Ontology annotation, biological process: cilium assembly. The record is from RefSeq and is a predicted model, not a curated record. Lineage: Eukaryota; Metazoa; Chordata; Testudines; Testudinidae.